Micropterus salmoides (largemouth bass) is the source of this 1972-nucleotide messenger RNA. Its product is annotated as sialic acid synthase-like. Lineage: Eukaryota; Metazoa; Chordata; Actinopteri; Centrarchiformes; Centrarchidae. Gene Ontology annotation, biological process: carbohydrate biosynthetic process. The record is from RefSeq and is a predicted model, not a curated record. Gene Ontology annotation, molecular function: N-acylneuraminate-9-phosphate synthase activity.
AUGCCCUUAAAGUUUGAGCUGUGUCCCGGUAGAAUGAUCGGAGGUAACCAUCCGUGCUUCAUCAUUGCAGAAAUUGGACAAAACCACCAGGGAGACAUUGAGAUUGCCAAGAAAAUGAUCAAAAUGGCAAAGGACUGUGGUGCUGAUUGUGCCAAAUUCCAGAAGAGUGAGUUAGAGUACAAAUUUAACAAGCGAGCCUUGGAGCGCCCAUACACUUCUAAACACUCCUGGGGGAAAACUUACGGGGAACACAAGCGCCACCUGGAGUUCAGCCAUGAGCAGUACAGGGAGCUGCAGAAAUAUGCAGAAGAGGUGGGGAUCUUCUUCACCGCCUCAGGAAUGGAUGAGAUGGCAGUCGAGUUCCUCCAUGAGCUCAAUGUGCCUUUCUUUAAAGUGGGCUCUGGAGACACCAACAACUUCCCCUAUCUGGAGAAGACUGCCAAGAAAGGACGGCCCAUGGUGGUGUCCAGUGGGAUGCAGUCCAUGGAGACGAUGCGUCGGGUCUACAAAACAGUGAAGGAGCACAACCAGAACUUUGCCAUCCUGCAGUGCACCAGCGCCUACCCUCUGGAAGCUGAAGAUGUCAACCUCAGAGUUAUUACGGAAUACCAGAAGGAAUUUCCAGAUAUUCCCAUUGGAUAUUCCGGCCACGAGUCUGGGAUCAGUAUUUCAGUUGGCGUGACUCUGGGGGCAAAGGUCAUCGAGCGUCAUAUAACCUUGGACAAGACUUGGAAAGGAAGUGACCAUGCCGCCUCAUUGGAGCCAUCUGAGCUAACUGAGCUGGUUCGUUCCAUCCGACUGGUGGAGAGAGCGAUGGGGAGCGGCCUAAAGCAGAUAUUACCUUGUGAGAAGCCAUGCCACGAUAAGCUGGGUAAGUCAGUGGUGGCCAAGGUCAAGAUCCCCAGAGGAACUGUUCUGACUCUGGACAUGCUGACGGUGAAGGUUGCUGAGCCCAUGGGCGUAGCGGCCGAGGACAUAUUCCAACUGGUUGGCAAAACAGUGACGGAGGAGGUGGAGGAGGAUGAGAGCGUCACGCCAGAGGUGGUGGACAGCUACGGCAAGAAGGCCAAGUGCUGAGGAUGGAGAGUUUUGAAUUGUAUAGAAAAGGCACUUAAUUUAAAAAGUGGAGAUUUAGGGGGGGUAAUUAUAAAAGGAGCCUUAUAUGAGAUUACGAGAUUUUGUAGUUUUGUUUGGUGCUGCUGAGAUUUCUGACACUGAAGUCAUGGAUGGUCAGUAAGUUGUUGCAUAAUUGGACAGAGCAUUAGAUUGAUGGUUUGAAGAUAUCUUAGCUAGUGUUCAACAGAUUACUCCUUUUCUCAAAUAAGUAAGUAGUUCUCCUUUGCCAAAGUAGUUUUAAUUUUCAAAACUCCGCCUUAAUGUAAUACACUUGGCAAACAGCCACUUAAAUAAACCCACCAUUAUCUUACUAAGGGCUCAGAAGAAGUUUUAGUGCUGUGGUUGGUACUAGUGCAGUGCUUUUAAAGGUGGCACAAAAGCCAGUUGUUACUGUUAACUAAACAUCCUUUGCACUAUAGUUUUAGCCUGUACUGUAGAGAUUAAAUGAAUAUUGAACACAUGAAGCUGCUACUAUUCAUCUCAUCACACCACAGUGGGAUCCUGGUCCCUAUUUGCCAAACAGUCAGUGGACUCUUCAUGUACCUUUGAGCUGUCACGAUUGUCAACUGGUGCCAGAAAUAUCAGUUUGUGGUAUCAGGCAGGGGUUGUACUUGUGCAGUUUCUUUGAGAGCAGAAAAAUAAAACUAGUGGCAUAGCAUGGCCUAAUGACCACUUUUACAGUUAACCUUGUUUUUGUAAUAAACCAGACUCCUCCUUUUUUCUGGCACCCGCAACGUCCUCUUAAGUGUGCUUCCAGGGUCAGUGAUGUUAAUGCACAUUUAUAAAUGUUUAUAUGUUAAAAUCUGUUGAGACUGAAAUCUCCAAAAAGCUCCAAAUAAAACAUUGCCCAACCCAU